AAACUGCGAGUGUUCGACUCCGCGACAUGAGAGCCAGGUGACAGUAGCUGGACGGCACAGUUGCCUCCGCGGACUUGCAAAAAUGCCGGCGACAUCUUCUCGCUCGUUCGACUACCUCGAGAGUCUUCCGGGGACGGUCUUUUACAAAUUAUACCAGCAGCCAUCUACGGCACUUGCGAUUUUCAGGCGCAUGUUGCCUGAUCUGGCAAAAUGCUUUGUUAUGGCACUGCUUUACAUGAAGGAUCCACUCCCAGCGGCCGAUCUGGAGCUAUGGGUCAAACCUGACAGCAAGAACAUUUGGUUGACUGGUUUAAUAAACGAAAGGGAGCGAGAUCAUGCGUUAUCAAUUCUAGGAAGACUACAUAUCCUUUCGAAUACGACCACAUCUGAUCAUGUCAGAGCGUACAUGGUGACGAACCCUUUCGCCUCAUCCCUUCGACAGGCCCUCACGGGAGGUGACAGCAUCCGGUCCUUCGGCGUGCCGACCACGACUCCAGAUCCAAACCCCGUUUCAGUGGCCGGUCUCGAUGAAUACGCAAGGCGACAGUGGGAAGGUGUCCUUGGAUAUAUGGUGGGAACCAGCGGAGUGGGCGUACAACCACCCGUCAACCUGAGCAAAGGAGUGAAACAACUUCUACAGGCAGGCCAUCUGGUCGAAAUACGAGAUCGUCGAGUGGAAAUCACUCAAGAUGGAUUUGCUUUCGUCUUGCAAGAAGUGAAUACCCAAGUCUGGCAUAUCUUGAUUCUGUAUGUCGAGAGCGCAGAAGCCAUUGGAAUGGACCCCGUGGAGGUCCUGUCAUUCCUCUUUCUUCUCAGCAGUCUCGAACUGGGCCAGUCAUAUGAGAAAGCGCACCUCUCAUCGACCCAACUGCGGACAUUGACCGACCUCACCGACUUCGGAAUCAUAUACCAACACUCUCCCAUCGCGGAAGCAACUCGCUUCUAUCCGACCCGUCUGGCAACAACUCUCACCUCAGACUCGAGUGCGCUGAACAAUGCCAUCUCGGGAGCACUUACCACAUCUCCAGGUGUUCCCAGCGAAACCAGCUCUGGUUUCAUCAUCAUCGAAACCAACUACCGCCUAUACGCCUAUACCUCGUCACCUCUCCAGAUCUCCCUCAUUGCACUCUUCACCACCCUCAAGUACCGCUUUCCCAACCUCAUUACAGGAAAGAUCACUCGACAGUCGGUGCGCCGUGCUGUGGAGAUGGGUAUCACAGCUGACCAGAUCAUCUCGUAUCUGGCGACCCAUGCACAUCCGCAGAUGCGCAAGCACAAUGCCACCAAAUCCACUUCCAAUACGGCGGGACUGCCACCGUCAGUGCUGCCACCUACUGUGGUCGAUCAAAUCCGAUUAUGGCAGCUGGAGCGUGAUCGUAUAAAGGCCACUCCAGGGUUCCUUUUCAAGGACUUCGUCAGCCUCUCUGAAUACGAGGCUCCAUGUCGUUAUGCAGAGGAGAUCGGAGUUUUGGUGUGGAAGUCCGAUAGGAAACGCAUGUUCUUCGUCACUAGACACGAACAAGUUGCGGCUUUCUUAAGGAGCAGAAAAUAA
Messenger RNA from Paecilomyces variotii, 1552 nucleotides. Its product is annotated as putative TFIIH and nucleotide excision repair factor 3 complexes subunit. Lineage: Eukaryota; Fungi; Ascomycota; Eurotiomycetes; Eurotiales; Thermoascaceae. The record is from RefSeq and is a predicted model, not a curated record. Gene Ontology annotation, molecular function: double-stranded DNA binding; ATPase activator activity. Gene Ontology annotation, cellular component: transcription factor TFIIH holo complex; transcription factor TFIIH core complex. The transcript has 3 exons. Gene Ontology annotation, biological process: nucleotide-excision repair. Bases 83 to 1552 code for a protein of 489 amino acids.